Aphanomyces astaci is the source of this 1886-nucleotide messenger RNA. RefSeq lists its product as hypothetical. The transcript is spliced from 6 exons. Gene Ontology annotation, molecular function: cation binding; protein serine/threonine phosphatase activity. The coding region runs from base 20 to 1624 and encodes 534 amino acids. Gene Ontology annotation, biological process: protein dephosphorylation. The record is from RefSeq and is a predicted model, not a curated record. NCBI's taxonomy places the organism in Eukaryota, Oomycota, Saprolegniomycetes, Saprolegniales, Verrucalvaceae.
CUUUUCUUCCGUUGGUUCCAUGAGUCGAAAGCGCGCGAAAGACGCGGCGAAUUGGGCGGCACUUCUGCGGCUCACUCCAUGCGGCCUCAAUCUGACCAAGCUGAUCGCUUCGUCCGACGGGGUCAAGGCCUUCUCCACGCAGCUCCAACGGCAUUUCGAUGGGACCAAGUUCACGCAUGUUGGAGUCGGCUGGGACACGUCUCCGCAGCUGUUGGCGUUGGCAGGUGCAUUGGCAAUGCAUUGCGACUGCGGUAUCUCCCUCCUUCGCACCGAGAUCCAAAGUCGAAACGCAGGAGACGCUUCCGCUAUGUCCGUCUUGGUGCUCGUGGAAUUGGUGGAAAACGGUGACGACUUGCUAGCGACAUUGCAUCGGGCAAGCCAAAAUGUCGCGGCCCCAAGCGCUGUAGUCGGAUUUGCCGCUGUGUGUGCAAAGGAAGAGAUCGCGUUCGACGACUUGAACGUGCCAUGGUACUGCGGAUGGACCCCCAAAGGCGCGAAGAUGGAAGUCGCAACGUCCGUCUCUUCCAUUCGGCAGUUGGAAAAGUACAGGUUGCGUCAUUGCACGACGAGUUACGAAGGGAAUCAGCUAGGUGAAGAUCGGAGCGAGCAUUGGGUGGACGGGGACGUCGCCAUGUACGCCGUGUACGACGGCCAUGGCGGCGACAUCGCCGUGAACUUUAUCCACGACACCCUCGGUCGACUCGUCCAAGACGCGUUGCAUCUUCGUCAACACGACACGGCCACGAACGAGCAUGAUUUCAAAGACAAUACAGCGGUCGUGGUCGUACCGAGCAAGCGAAAGGCGUCGUCGUCAUGCCAGUCGUCGACGAAGGAGUUAUUGCGACAGUCGUAUCUUGAAUGCGACCAGCUGCUUAAAGACAAGCUGACGGCGUAUGGUCCGACGGUGAAAGCUUCCCGGGGGUACUGCAACACUGGAUCCUGUGCCGUCACUGCUGUCUUUGACGGAGAUCGACUGUACAUCGCGAAUGUGGGCGACUGCCAAGCCGUGUUAGGACUCGAGCGCGAAUGCACGCCCUUACACGGCCAGAACUUUGAAUGGGAUGCCAAGGUCCUGAGUACGUUGCACGACUGCAACAACCCCGACGAAGUCAAACUAGUGAUUGAACGCAGCAACGACCGGAAUGCGAUCCGGUUAAGCCACGACGACCAGCUUCGACACGUGGCGGAAUACGGAGGCGCGAAUAAGCGCGUCGCGGGCAGCCUCAUGGUCACGCGGGCGCUGGGCGACUGGUAUUUGAAAGCCGACGAGUUCAGUUCCAUGCCAUACAAGCCCAAAGUCCCGUAUAUCACGGCUGAACCCGAUGUGGUGGUGCACAUCUUGACCAAGCAAGACAAGUUUGUGAUUCUGGCCAGCGACGGACUGUGGGAAGUCGUACCCCCGCUCUUGGCCGUCCAAGUCGUGUCGAAUUACGUGUCGACAUCGCAACAUGUCCUCGACCACCCGAUUCCGUCGGCAAGUGCAGCGUUGGUCCACAUGGCGCUAGAAGAGGCGGCGCGAAGGGAAGGCAUGCCGAUGCACGAGUUGCUAGCGCUGGUAAAGGGGCCGGCGCGGCGGAGUGUCCACGAUGACAUUACGUGCACUGUGGUGUUUCUUGAGCACUAAUCCUUGUUGAUCCCAACGACAUCACCUGGACACUGCCACGAAUAUAAUAACCCAUCGACGUACUCGGACCUCCAAGCAACAAAAAGCUGGGGGGUUCGAUACUGGUAUUAAUUGUACGCAGUAUGCACUAGAAUUGGACAGAUUACCGUCAGUUUGCUUUGAGGAGCAUACUGUAUACACGGUAACCGAACGACCAAGUGUUAAAAACUUUGGUGGAGCUACUGUAACCCUGCGAUGUGGGGCUAAAUAUCCCACAAAUGAG